Messenger RNA from Tetrahymena thermophila SB210, 780 nucleotides. RefSeq lists its product as hypothetical. The record is from RefSeq and is a predicted model, not a curated record. The transcript is spliced from 4 exons. NCBI's taxonomy places the organism in Eukaryota, Ciliophora, Oligohymenophorea, Hymenostomatida, Tetrahymenidae.
AUGCAAGAAAAUUACAAAUUAAAAUGUAAAGCUCGCAAUUUUUGUAAUUUUGGAUUUUAAGAUAAAAAAUAUCGAGGUGAGCAGGACUCGAACCUGCAACCUUCUGAUCCGUAGUCAGAAGCUCUACCAUUGAGCCAUCACCCCAAAUUCAACAAUUAUAAGAUCCAAAUUUUCACCACAUUCUUUAAAAGUUUAAAUGAGCAGGACUCGAACCUGCAACCUUCUGAUCCGUAGUCAGAUGCUCUACCAUUGAGCCAUCACCCCAAAUUCAAUAAUUAUAAGAUCCAAAUUUUCACCACAUUCUUUAAGAGUUUAAAUGAGCAGGACUCGAACCUGCAACCUUCUGAUCCGUAGUCAGAUGCUCUACCAUUGAGCCAUCACCCCAAGUAUAGUUUUUUGGUAUUGUUUUCGUUUUUUUCGCUAGAGUUUAUAGCAGCAGAGUCCAUAGAAAAUAAGCAAUUGCAAAAUUAAAGUCAACUAAAAUUGUUACGAGAAUAAAUUUGCUUAAAUGAAUAUAAAGAAUAUUUUUAUUCUAAUGUGGAUAUUUACGAUAUCUCUAAAUGCAGAGACAAAUAAAAAUGUCUUUCCAAUAUUCAUAUAGAAUUUAGUAAGUGCAACUCUGCAAAUAAUAAAGAAAAUAAUUAAACUAAAUUCUUUAAUUGUAUAGAUGGUUUUCUAUAAAAGAUUGGUGAUUGCAAGCAUUGUAUUUGUGACCUCUUUUAAGAUUUUUAUCUAUGUUAAGGAGGCAGCAUUUGGUAGCAUUAAAAUGAAAAUGCAUGA